Populus trichocarpa (black cottonwood) is the source of this 3539-nucleotide messenger RNA. Its product is annotated as probable alpha,alpha-trehalose-phosphate synthase [UDP-forming] 7. Gene Ontology annotation, biological process: trehalose biosynthetic process. The transcript has 4 exons. The coding region runs from base 350 to 2899 and encodes 849 amino acids. The record is from RefSeq and is a predicted model, not a curated record. Gene Ontology annotation, molecular function: catalytic activity. Gene Ontology annotation, cellular component: cytosol. Lineage: Eukaryota; Viridiplantae; Streptophyta; Magnoliopsida; Malpighiales; Salicaceae.
UUGUAGCAGUAGUACAUUGUUUACAUGGAUAGAUAGAAAGAAAGAGAAGAGGGGAGGAGAAGAGAAGAGACAGACGUUGUUAAUGUGACUCUUGAGAUAACAGAGAGGAACCGAAAGCCAAACCCUAGAAUUCAUUCUUUCUUUCUUGUGAAAGAUAACAUUUUUUUUUUUAAUUAUAUUUCAUUUCAGAUCCAAAGAUUAUUAAGGUGCAAACUUUCUUGCCUUUCAAAGAUCCUGUCAAAUUAUAGUGAUCUCAAAGGGAAAUCAAUACUGGGGUUUGGUUUAUAGUAAGUUUUGAGUACAAGUUGUAGUGUUUGUAGUUCUGCAUUGUUAAAGAAAGAGGGUGAAGAUGGUGUCUAGAUCAUAUACCAAUCUCUUAGAUCUAGCUUCAGGUAACUUUCCGGCAAUGGGUCAACCUCGGGAGAGAAAGCAGUUGCCUCGUGUAAUGACAGUUCCGGGAGUUAUUUCCGAGCUUGAUGAUGAUGCGGCCUCAGAUGUGCCUUCAUCAGUAGUUCAGGACCGCAUGAUCAUUGUAGCGAAUCAAUUGCCGGUAAAAGCAAAGCGUAUGCCAGAUAAUAAAGGAUGGAGCUUUAGUUGGGAUGAGGAUUCUCUGUUAUUGCACUUAAAAGAUGGUUUGCCUGAAGAUAUGGAGGUUUUAUAUGUUGGUUCUUUGCGGGCUGAUGUUGACUUGAGUGAACAAGAUGAUGUCUCGCAGGUUUUGUUGGAUAGGUUUAAUUGUGUUCCGGCAUUUCUACCUCCUGAUAUUUUGUCGAAGUUUUAUCAUGGGUUUUGUAAACAGCAUUUGUGGCCGCUUUUUCACUAUAUGCUUCCUUUUUCGGGGAAUCAUGGUGGGCGAUUUGAUCGAUCUUUGUGGGAGGCAUAUGUGGCAGCAAAUAAGAUCUUCUCGCAUAAGGUGAUUGAGGUUAUAAACCCAGAGGAAGACUAUGUUUGGAUUCAUGACUAUCAUUUGAUGGUGCUGCCUACUUUCUUGAGGAGAAGGUUCAAUGCAUUGAGAAUGGGAUUCUUUCUUCACUGUCCAUUUCCUUCGUCAGAGAUAUACAGGACUUUACCUGUUAGGGAAGAGAUUCUUAAGGCACUUUUGAAUUCAGACCUCAUUGGCUUUCACACUUUCGAUUAUGCUCGACAUUUUCUUUCUUGUUGCAGUCGAAUGUUGGGGUUGGAAUAUCAGUCAAAGAGAGGUUACAUUGGAAUGGAGUACUAUGGUAGGACUGUUGGAAUAAAAAUCAUGCCAGUUGGGAUUCAUAUGGGGCAGAUUGAGUCUGUCUUGAAACUUGCAGACAAGGAGUGGAGGGUAGGAGAGCUAAAACAACAAUUUGAAGGAAAGACAGUUUUACUUGGGGUUGAUGAUAUGGACAUCUUUAAAGGUGUAAAUUUGAAGCUUUUGGCAAUGGAACAGCUUCUGAAACAACACCAAAAGUGGCGAGGAAGGGCUGUUUUGGUGCAGAUAACAAAUCCUGCAAGGGGACGAGGGAGAGAUGUUGAGGAAUUGCAGGCUGAAAUACAGGAAAGCUGCAGGAGGAUUAAUGAAACUUUUGGUCGACCUGGCUAUGAACCAGUUGUCUUUAUUGAUCGACCAGUAUCUCUCAGUGAAAAAGCUGCAUAUUUCACCAUUGCAGAGUGUGUCGUUGUGGCAGCUGUGAGAGAUGGGAUGAAUCUUACUCCUUAUGAGUAUGUUGUGUGCAGGCAGGGUGUUUCUGGGUCGGAGUCUAGUGCAGAAUCCAGUGGACCCAAGAAGAGCAUGCUGGUUGUAUCAGAGUUCAUUGGAUGUUCCCCUUCACUUAGUGGUGCAAUUCGGGUCAAUCCAUGGAACAUUGAAGCAACCGCUGAAGCAAUAAAUGAGGCGAUUUCAAUUGCCGAUUCUGAGAAACAAUUGCGACAUGAGAAGCAUUACAGGUAUGUCAGCACACAUGAUGUGGCAUAUUGGUCAAGGAGCUUUUACCAAGACAUGGAGAGGACUUGCAAAGACCAUUUCAUAAGGCGCUGCUGGGGAAUUGGCUUAAGCUUUGGUUUCAGAGUUGUUGCGCUUGAUCGAAAUUUCAAAAAAUUAAAUAUUGAUCAUAUUGAAUCUGCAUACAUAAAGUCCAAAAAAAGAGCUAUACUCUUGGACUACGAUGGAACUGUAAUGCCACAAACAUCCAUCAAUAAGACCCCAAGUUCUGAGGUCAUUUCAAUGAUAAAUACUCUUUGUAGUGAUGUUAAGAACACCGUCUUUGUUGUCAGUGGAAGAGGAAGAGAUAGUUUAGGCAAGUGGCUUGCUCCUUGCAAAAAACUUGGAAUUGCUUCUGAACAUGGGUACUUCGUGAGGUGGUCUGCAGAUGAUGUUUGGGAGAACUGCGGGCAGAGUAGUGAUUUUGGAUGGAUUCAAAUAGCUGAGCCUGUUAUGAAAUUAUACACAGAAGCCACUGAUGGAUCUUCCAUCGAGACCAAAGAGAGCGCUUUGGUUUGGCACCACAGGGAUGCAGAUCCUGGUUUUGGAGCUGCUCAGGCCAAGGAGAUGUUGGACCAUCUUGAAAGUGUGCUUGCAAAUGAGCCUGUUGCUGUCAAAAGUGGUCAGUUUAUUGUGGAAGUUAAGCCUCAGGGAAUCAGUAAAGGUUCCGUGGCAGAAAAGAUCUUUACAUCAAUGGCUGAAAGCGGAAGACAGGCUGAUUUUGUAUUGUGUAUUGGCGAUGACAGAUCAGAUGAGGAUAUGUUUGAAAGCAUUGAUAAUGCAAUAGCAAGUGGUAUCCUUAACUCCAGUAAAUCUGUAUUUGCUUGCACUGUUGGUCAGAAACCUAGCAAAGCCAAGUACUAUUUGGAUGACACAGCUGAUGUCAUAAACAUGCUUGAAACUCUUGCAGAAGCUUCCGACCCUUCACCCUCUGCUGGAAACUCCCCUUGAAAUCUUUAAGAUGAUCAAGGAAGAAUAACGUGCUUGACUGUGAUUGAGGGUAGCAAUCAUUUUCUGCUCAUUUUCGGAAAUGGCUUGUUGGAAGAGACAUUAAUGGCCUCCUGAUAGAUGGCCUGUUGAGAAAUGUCCAAGCGCUUGAUUUUUGUCUGUGACAUAACAUGAACAGUUCAGAUAGUGGGAUUUUUCUUGGGGAAAUCCUAAAAAAGUAUAUUUUUUAAUCAGUUCAGACAUGUAGGGGUUCAGGUGACCUAAUGGAUUUAUAGGAAGACUGACAUGGAAUUAAAAGAAAUAAAUAUUGCAUUGCAAGCGUGUAAAGGCCAGCUGCAUAGGAUCCAAUACAUGAUUGUAGGUGGCAUUCAUAUUCAACUGCAUUCUUGCCUGGGUAAUUCGAACGGCGGGAAGUUGGGGUUCCCGCUGUAACAGAAGCAGGUAUCAGAUGGUUUAAGUUGCCAUGUUCAACAGAGACUAUACCGGUGCAAAUUUUUUCCUUCUAAUUUUAUUUUUUCUCGAGUGAAUUUUUUUCGGAACAAUUUUUAUUUUAUUCCUUUGCUCGUUAAAUCUGUAAAUUUUAUAGCGAAGUUGGGAAUUUAGUUGAUUUUGAAUCAAUUUCAUUGAACGACAUUGUUGCUCA